AUUUCUGGCGUUAUUGUGUCUAUAAAUAUGGAUGUUAAUUUGUGUUAAUAUAUCGUUAGUGAUAAUUAUAGUAGUAAAAGGAAUUUACGCAGGAUGGCCUUAGGAUGGACACCCAUUUAAUUGUUGACCCAGUUAAGAAAAAUUGUUCAAAUAUAUACAUCCCUGUAGUAUCAUUCCUCCUCCUCUUCCUUCUCUAUUUGUAGCUAAAACUCCUGGCGAUUCGUCAAAGAUCUAUGACCAAAUUUUGGUGAUCACCAUAACAUCAUGUGUUUGGUGAAUUUCUACGCAACAUGUUAAGAUGAUCACCAGGAUUAAUUUGAUAGGAAUCCAGACUAUCACCAUAAUUUGUUUCAGAAAUGGGAGCUGGUACUUGCGGAGAAGUUGAACGUACAAUGUUCCAAAAAUCAGCAGAUAGUGAUUGCAAGAGAGAAGGAAAACAUGUAGGAGCUAUACCUAUAAUCAUGGGUGGAAAUUUAAGAGCAGCUAAUCAAUUUGAACUGAUGGCCCCCUCAAUUGCAUUCAAAUCAUAUCCCUAUUCAGAAGUACCACAAUAUUCUGGUGGCAAUGUGACUGUUGCUUGUCCCGAGCCUAUGGUAAAUCAAAAUAUAGAAAGAUCAGCAGUGCAUCAUAAUGGUAGAAUGAUAUUGCCGGCUGAAGUGAAGGAGGAGCCAAUGUAUGUAAAUGCCAAACAGUACCAUGGAAUUAUAAGGCGAAGGCAACUCCGUGCUAAGGCUUUGUUGGAGCAAAAAGUUGUAAAAUCAAGAAAGCCUUAUCUUCAUGAAUCUCGGCACCGGCAUGCGAUGAGAAGAGCUAGAGAUGGUGGAGGCAGAUUUCUCAACACAAAGAAGAAGAUUCAAUCUACUACUAAUGGCAAUAAUGAUAAUGCAACUCCAAACAGUGAAGGCAAAGGUUCAUUGAACUCUGAUUCUUCUCAAAGUUACUUAGUCAAUUAUGGACAUGAUAUUGGAUCAUCAAAUAGUAGUGCUAUUGAGGGAUUUCUGUACCAAGGAAUAGAUGAUAAUAGUACAGAAAAUCUUCAACUGGGUUGUUGUCAUUAUCAGUGGAACCUCAAUGACAACCAUAGCAAUUGCAUGCAGUCACAAGCGCGCUUCUAAUCUCCAGCAUUUCUAAAGAGUCGUUCUGCCAGACGUCUAGUAGUCUUUGACUUAGUAUUUGAAUCGUAAAUCUCAGUGCACGUACAAGGCGUUUCCCAUCUGACUGAUCUACUAUAGUUUAAUUUUCUAUUUUGGGAGUUAUGUAAAUAUCCAAUAUUCCUGCAGCUGUAACUUUAUCUGAAAUAUACAAUACUGUGGUAGUAUAGUAUCAGUUUUGGGUUUGUCAGUGGGCC
Molecule: messenger RNA, 1348 nt
Organism: Lycium barbarum (goji berry)
Lineage: Eukaryota; Viridiplantae; Streptophyta; Magnoliopsida; Solanales; Solanaceae
Product: nuclear transcription factor Y subunit A-7-like
Exons: 6
Coding region: 357-1115 (252 amino acids)
Biological process (GO): regulation of transcription by RNA polymerase II
Molecular function (GO): RNA polymerase II cis-regulatory region sequence-specific DNA binding; DNA-binding transcription factor activity, RNA polymerase II-specific
Source: RefSeq, a predicted model, not a curated record